Molecule: messenger RNA, 1176 nt
Organism: Closterium sp. NIES-65
Lineage: Eukaryota; Viridiplantae; Streptophyta; Zygnematophyceae; Desmidiales; Closteriaceae
Source: the annotation of a GenBank genome assembly
AUGCCUCGAUCAUUGAGGCGUUGCGCAGUAUCCGUGAGACGCCGAGCGAAGGAGGCGGCAUUGAGGGAGGAGUCAAGGGUGAUGUCUUGGAAGGAUGGGGGCUUGAGGGGCGGGUUCGGUCGGGAGUGGUGGGGCGUCAGGGGGGGAGGAGCCUGGGAGCGGGGGCGGGGUGGGAGGGAGGCCGUGAGGCGUUUCGAGGACGACAUCAAGGAGGUAAUAAUCUCCCACUCGAACGGAGCCAAGGUACGUGAAGAGGCUCUCUUCAACGACACCCAAUUGACUGCGGUGGUGCCGUUGAGGAGCUCGAGUUUGUCUAUUGAGACGAGCUCAAGUGACGAAGGUUCGUCCGCCAUGACGAGUGAGGGAGGGAGGGAGGAGGGGAGGGUGGAGGUGCUAGAGGUGACGACACUGUCCGGAGGGACGGCGCGGUCAGUGGUGGAGAUGAGCUGCGUGCUGUCCGCAGCUGGUUACUCCCCCGCCUGGUCGCGUUCGCGGCUGCUGCCUGCGUCCGCAGCGGCCGCCCGCGCCCGCGCUCGCCCUGUCCGCGGCGGCCGCCCGCGCCCGCGCUCGCCCUGUCCGCGGCGGCCGUCCGCGGUCGUCGCGUCCGCGGCGGCCGCCCGCGCCCGCGCUCGCCCUGUCCGCGGCGGCCGCCCGCGCCCGCGCUCGCUCUGUCCGCGGUCGUCGCGUCCGCGGCGGCCGCCCGCGCACGCGCUCGCCCCGUCCGCGGUCGUCGCGUCCGCGGCGGCCGCCCGCGCCCGCGCUCGCCCCGUCCGCGGUCGUCGCGUCCGCGGCGGCCGCCCGCGCCCGCGCUCGCCCUGUCCGCGGCGGCCGUCCGCGGUCGUCGCGUCCGCGGCGGCCGUCCGCGGUCGUCGUGUCCGCGGCGGCCGCCCGCGCCCGCGCUCGCUCUGUCCGCGGUGGACGUUCGAGGCGAGGAGAGGAGCGCCGAGAUGGCGUGAGAGGCACGGCAGAGCCGGCGGACGUGCGCUAAGUAGCGCGAGGGGCGAGGCAGAGCCGGGGAGAGGUGCGCUUAAGUGGCGCGAGAGACGCGGCAGGGCCGGGGAAAGGUGCGCUAGGUGGCGCGAGAGGUGCACUAAGUGGCGCGAGAGGUGCGCUAAGUGGCACGAGAGGUGCGGCAGAGCCGGCGAGAGGUGCGCUAAGUGGCGCGAGGGGUCCUAG